CAGACAACUCUCCCCCUUUGCCUUCCCCCGCCCCCCGCACGUAAAUCCCAAAGAGCAGAAGAAGAAAGAGAAGGAGAACCAGAAAAGGAGAGCUAGUGAGCGAGAGCCGAAGCACAGAGAGAAGAAUAAAUAAAUAAAUAAAUAAAAGGCUCAAGAGGACCGAAGGGGAGGAAGGAGAAGGAUGGACAGCCACAACACGCAGCGAUUGCGGAAAUUUUCGAGCGCCAUUGGCUGGGCAGCGUGAGUCCUCCGGCCGGGCGUGAUUUCAGCACCGGGGGGACUGGACAGCACCUCGGGGGGGACUUCUGGAUAACCCGCAACCACAGCAAGAACUGCACCGCAGCCUCCACAGCCGAAGCCGCUGAAAACGCUGCUUUGUAACAGAGAAAAGCAAGGUCAGUCCGAAGCACAGCCAUGCACAGGCAGUGCGCCUGUACUACGCUGCAAACCCUCUGCUUGUUUCUCUAACAUGUUCUGAUUUACUAGCAUUGUUCCUUUUCUGGUUAGCGAAGAUCACUAGAUAAGAUUCUGAAAGGGUGUAUUUUUCAUUUGUGGGUACAUAUUUAACUUAGUUUGCUUAUUUUAAGGAGGUCUAGGGGGCAGUGAGAGCUGUUACUUUUUUCUUUCUCUCUCUCUCUCUCUCUCUUUUUUUUUUUUUUUUUUUUUUUUUUUUUUUUUUUUUUUUUUUCUGCUUGCCUUGCAUUACGUGCCUGGGUAGUUUGUGGAUCUAAUUAUUGACUGGCGUCUGGGCUAUUGCAGUGCGGGGGGGUUAGGGAGGAAGGAAUCCAUCCCCACCCCCCCAAACCCUUUGCUUCUCCUUCCCUGGGUUCGGACAUUGGAGCACUAAAUGAACUUGAAUUGUGUCUGUGGCGAGCAGGAUGGCUGCUGUUACUUUGUGAUGAGAUCGGGGAUGAAUUGCUCGCUUUAAAAAUGCUGCUUUGGAUUCUGUUGCUGGAGACGUCUCUUUGUUUUGCCGCUGGAAACGUUACAGGGGACGUUUGCAAAGAGAAGAUCUGUUCCUGCAAUGAGAUAGAAGGGGACCUACAUGUAGACUGUGAGAAAAAGGGCUUUACAAGUCUGCAGCGUUUCACCGCCCCGACUUCCCAGUUUUACCAUUUAUUUCUGCAUGGCAAUUCCCUCACUCGACUUUUCCCCAAUGAGUUCGCUAACUUUUAUAAUGCGGUGAGUUUGCACAUGGAAAACAAUGGCUUGCAUGAAAUCGUGCCAGGGGCUUUCCUGGGUCUGCAGCUCGUGAAAAGACUGCACAUUAACAACAACAAGAUCAAGUCUUUUCGCAAGCAGACUUUUCUGGGCUUAGACGAUCUAGAAUAUCUCCAGGCUGACUUCAAUUUACUACGGGAUAUAGACCCGGGGGCCUUCCAGGACUUGAACAAGCUGGAGGUGCUCAUCCUAAACGACAACCUCAUCAGCACCCUGCCUGCUAACGUGUUCCAGUACGUGCCCAUCACCCACCUGGACCUCCGCGGAAACAGACUCAAGACGCUGCCCUACGAGGAGGUCUUGGAGCAAAUCCCGGGCAUCGCUGAGAUCCUGCUGGAGGACAACCCUUGGGACUGCACCUGCGACCUGCUCCCUCUGAAGGAAUGGCUGGAGAACAUUCCCAAAAAUGCUCUGAUCGGUCGUGUGGUCUGCGAGGCCCCCACCAGACUGCAGGGGAAAGACCUCAAUGAAACCACCGAGCAGGACUUGUGUCCUUUGAAAAGCCGAGUGGAUUCUAGCCUCCCGGCGCCCCCCGCCCAAGAAGAGACCUUUGCUCCUGGCCCCUUGCCAACUCCUUUCAAACCGAAUGGGCCAGAGGAUCCUGCCACCCCAGGGUCUGCGCCUCCCAACGGAGGCACCAAGAUCCCUGGUAACUGGCAGAUUAAAAUCCGCCCUACGGUGGUGACAGCGGCGGGGGGCGCCAGAAGCAAAGCCCCAGCCAACCGCUUGCCCUGCCCCGGGGGCUGCAGCUGCGACCACAUCCCGGGGUCAGGAUUGAAAAUGAACUGCAACAACCGGAAUGUGAGCAGCUUGGCCGAUUUGAAGCCCAAGCUCGCGGAUGUGCAGGAGCUGUUCCUACGAGACAACAAGAUCCACAGCAUCCGAAAAUCACACUUUGUGGAUUACAAGAGCCUCAUCCUGUUGGACCUGGGCAACAAUAACAUCGCCACGGUGGAGAACAACACUUUCAAGAAUCUCCUGGACCUCAGGUGGCUUUACAUGGAUAGCAACUACCUGGACACACUGUCCCGGGAGAAAUUCGCAGGGCUGCAGAACCUCGAGUACUUGAACGUGGAAUACAACGCAAUCCAGCUCAUUCUCCCCGGCACUUUCCAUGCCAUGCCCAAACUGAGGAUUCUCAUCCUUAACAACAACCUGCUGAGGUCGCUCCCCGUGGAUGUGUUCGCCGGGGUCUCGCUGUCCAAGCUCAGCCUGCACAACAACUACUUCAUGUACCUGCCGGUGGCAGGGGUGUUGGACCAGUUAACCUCCAUCAUCCAGAUCGACCUGCACGGAAACCCCUGGGAGUGCUCCUGCACCAUUGUGCCUUUCAAGCAAUGGGCAGAGCGCCUGGGCUCGGAAGUGCUGAUGAGCGACCUCAAGUGUGAGACGCCGGUGAACUUUUUCAGGAAGGAUUUCAUGCUCCUUGCCAACGACGAGAUCUGCCCCCAGCUGUACGCCAGGAUCUCGCCCACGUUGACUCCGCACAGUAAAAACAGCACCGGGUUGGCGGAGACCGGGACGCACUCCAACUCCUACCUAGACACCAGCAGGGUGUCCAUCUCUGUGCUGGUCCCGGGACUGCUGCUGGUGUUCGUCACCUCCGCCUUCACCGUGGUGGGCAUGCUCGUGUUCAUCCUGCGAAACCGCAAGCGCUCCAAGAGAAGGGACGCCAACUCCUCAGCGUCCGAGAUCAACUCCCUACAGACAGUCUGUGACUCUUCCUACUGGCACAAUGGGCCUUACAACGCGGACGGGGCGCAUAGAGUGUAUGACUGUGGCUCGCACUCUCUCUCAGACUGAGUUCC
Messenger RNA from Ochotona princeps (American pika), 3029 nucleotides. It is a transcript of the gene SLITRK1, whose product is annotated as SLIT and NTRK like family member 1. Gene Ontology annotation, biological process: axonogenesis; regulation of presynapse assembly; positive regulation of synapse assembly. Gene Ontology annotation, molecular function: protein binding. Bases 931 to 3024 code for a protein of 697 amino acids. Lineage: Eukaryota; Metazoa; Chordata; Mammalia; Lagomorpha; Ochotonidae. The transcript has a single exon. The record is from RefSeq and is a predicted model, not a curated record. Gene Ontology annotation, cellular component: postsynaptic density membrane; GABA-ergic synapse; glutamatergic synapse.